AUGGAUUCGAGUUCGGGGCACCAAGAAUUCGAUUAUUUGUUCAAACUAUUGAUGAUUGGGGAUUCUGGUGUUGGCAAAAGUAGUCUUCUUCUCAGAUUCACCUCCGAUGAUUUUGACGAUCUCUCCCCCACCAUUGGUGUUGAUUUUAAGGUCAAAUAUCUCACCGUGGAGGGUAAAAAACUCAAGCUUGCAAUUUGGGAUACUGCUGGUCAGGAGAGAUUUAGAACACUCACUAGCUCUUACUACAGAGGGGCGCAAGGAAUCAUUAUGGUUUAUGACGUAACCCGGCGAGAAACAUUUACAGAUCUAUCUGAAGUAUGGGCAAAGGAAAUAGAACUUUAUUCGACAAAUCAAGACUGCAUGAAGAUGCUUGUUGGAAACAAAGUAGAUAAGGAGGAGGAUAGAGUCGUGACAAAGAAAGAAGGAAUAGACUUUGCUAGGGAAUAUGGUUGCUUAUUUAUCGAAUGCAGUGCUAAAACUCGAGUAAACGUGCAGCAAUGCUUUGAAGAGCUUGUUUUGAAGAUUCUUGAUACACCUAGCCUCUUAGCCCAGGGAUCUAAGGGGCUAAAAAAGAACAUUUUUAAAGACAACCUACCCAAGUCUGAUGCAUCCACAAGUGGCUGUUGCUGA
Molecule: messenger RNA, 630 nt
Organism: Lathyrus sativus (Indian pea)
Lineage: Eukaryota; Viridiplantae; Streptophyta; Magnoliopsida; Fabales; Fabaceae
Source: the annotation of a GenBank genome assembly